Molecule: messenger RNA, 1810 nt
Organism: Myotis myotis
Lineage: Eukaryota; Metazoa; Chordata; Mammalia; Chiroptera; Vespertilionidae
Gene: FAM3A
Product: FAM3 metabolism regulating signaling molecule A
Exons: 10
Coding region: 633-1202 (189 amino acids)
Source: RefSeq, a predicted model, not a curated record
GGUGCCUGCGGGCUGUGGCCCCGCCCCGGGCCGCCAUUGCAAGGCCUUGUGGGGCUGUGUGUCCUCUGCUCUCGCUCUCUCCUUCCUUUGCCGAGCAAGGCGGUGCGGCCGGCCUGACAGGGUCACCCCCGACCGAGGUCGCAUCUCCCCACAGCUAGGCAAGUCUCCGGCCGGCCCAGCCCCCAUCGCAGGCUCCCGGGCCCGGAGGGGCGGCCUGAGCUCGGGGCCUCCCAGGGGAGGGGCCUGCGUCCGAGAGAACCACUUUCAUUUCCCAGCCCCAGAGGGCUCCGCAGGCACGAUCGACCUCGAGCCAACGCGUUUCCGAGACCCCCUCCUGUCCCGACAGGGCUUCUCUCCGCGUUCCCCGGAGCCUGGCCAGGUGGAUGAACAAAGCGCACGGUCCCCAAACAGUUCACCUGCCGGCGGCCCCAACCCAGCGGGAGACGUGGACAUGAGGUUGGCAGGCCCCCUCCGCAUCGUGGCCCUGAUUGUGACCGUGGCUCUCACCUGGAUCAUAGUCAGCAUCUUCCUGGGUGGGCCUGGUAGUGGCUUCUCUCGCAUCCAGCAACUCUUCAUCAAAACAACUCCCUCCCCACAGGCCCAGAGAACUCAGUGACAGCAGGGCCAGGCCCAUGGGUCACCCCUACUGUCCCUGCCCAGAGCCGCGGGCCAGGAAGUACAAGUGCGGCCUGCCCCAGCCAUGUCCUGAGGAGCACCUGGCCUUCCGCAUGGUCAGCGGGGCUGCCAAUGUCAUCGGACCCAAGAUCUGCCUGGAGGACAAGAUGCUCAUGAGCAGUGUGAAGGACAACGUGGGUCGAGGACUGAACAUUGCCCUGGUGAAUGGGGUCAGCGGUGAGCUCAUCGAGGCCCGGGCCUUCGACAUGUGGGCAGGAGAUGUCAACGAUCUUCUGAAGUUUAUUCGGCCACUGCAUGAAGGCACCCUGGUGUUUGUGGCAUCUUACGACGACCCCGCCACCAAGAUGAACGAAGAGACCAGGAAGCUUUUCAGCGAUUUGGGCAGCAAGAAUGUCAAGGACCUAGCCUUCCGGGACAGCUGGGUGUUUGUGGGGGCCAAGGGUGUGCAGAACAAGAGCCCCUUUGAGCAGCAUGUGAAGAACAGCAGACACACCAACAAGUAUGAAGGCUGGCCCGAGGCACUGGAGAUGGAAGGCUGCAUCCCAAGGAGAAGCACGGCCAGCUAGCCAGCCAAGCGACGACCAGGCUAAGGAGGCUGCGUGUGCCUGGCCCAGGAGGAGGCAGAAGUGGUGCCAGCGCAGGGCUGAGUCCCGACCCCACACCGGCCAGGAGCGCUCUCUUGUUCAACACAUCAGGGCUCCGAGGCCGUGAGCGGUGACCUGUGUGUGACUGGUGGCGGGGACUGCGAUGGCCAGUCUCAUUGUACUCUGGCAGGGGAGCCCAGGUCCCCAUCUCCUUUUCCUAAGGCUGCUUUCCCUAGUCAGCCCCCACCCACUUCCCAAGGCCCUGGGUGCUCGCCCCCUGGCAGCACAGCCACCUGGUUGGGCAACUUCCGGAACCUCUCUGCCCAGAGCCGCUCACUGCUCUGCAGACUAGUCCUGUUUCCCACAGGUUUCCUUCCGGUGAGCCACAUCUGGCGGCCCAUGGCAGGGACCUACCUGGCUGCCUCCUGCCCCGCUCUCUGUAGGAAGGGGCCGCCUUAGAGCCUGGCUGGCCAGGGCAGUAAGGCAGUGAGCCUGGUCACGGGCCCUGGUGCAGUGGGUGGCAGCUCCUGCAGUUUGUCACAGGACCCGGCUUCUAGAUGACCUCUUAAUAAAUUGGUGCCCCAGUGGAA